UAUGUUCUUGAUGCAGUAACAAUAGCAUUUCUCUCCCGAAAAUAUUUGUGGUUAGCUAGCUAACUUAGCGAUCAGGAAAAGGCUAACUAACGUUAGAAUAUUUCCAAGUUGGCAAGCCAGCUAGCUUGCUAAAUGUUAAAUACGCUAUGAUAUAGACACAGACAUUUCACUGGAUGUUUAAAUGUCAAGCAUCUGGUUGUCGUUUCCACUCUUUAUCAAAUAUGGCAGUGAGAGAAGAUAGAAUGAGAUGGACGUCUCAUCAAUUAAACAUUUGAUCUCAAUACCGUUUGUUCCCAAAACUAGAAUCUGAAUCUCGAUGCUUGGCUCUGCCCACCCCUUUGCUUGGCUCUGCCCACCUCCUUGUUUUGCUCUGCCCACUGCCCACCCCUUUGCUUGGCUCUGCCCUUCCCUUUGCUUGGCUCUGCCCUUCCCUUUGCUUGGCUCUGCCCACCUCCUUGCUUGGCUCUGCCCACCACCUUGCUUGGCUCUGCCUACUUCCUUGCUUGUUCCCAUUGGACACGACAAGCUUUGGUCUCUUGGUUUAGUUAUAAAAUCUUUGAUUUGAACUUAGACAGUUUGUUGUCCUAAAACCCGGACAUUAUUUACCUCUGGUUCGUUCAGCCAUCCCUAUGGGGAAAGAAUAUACCUUAUUUUCAGCGUGAAUUCGUUAAAAAGUGACGUUAGCUGAUGAAGAUAAUCUCAUAGAACAAAACGUACAAGAUCCUCCUAAACCUGCAUUUACAACAGACCUUGUUUUCGGUGUUUAUCCAAAAACCCUACAAAAACGCCAUUUCACCAUAGGCUUUGUCCAACGAACCAUAGCGGAGUUAGUAGUGCCUACAAAAAUACGCUAUUACUAUCUCUAUAGCUGAUAUCUUUUUACUAGUCUUUAAAAUUGAUUGCAGACUGCUAAAUAAAUAUAUAAAUUAGUUAGCUAGUAAGUGUCAGUCAUUUCCUAGCUUAGUUUGAGGUUUUGUCUAGCUUGUCUAGUUAGCUAGUUAAAGUUAAAUCUCAUCUGCAUCAAAAGUAGCCAGCAGAUCUGACCCGCUUGCCUACAGCUGCACUAGGGUCGGAUAGCCUUCAUGUGUAGAUUAAGACACAGCAGAGCCAGCGCAAGAUAUGGUUCAGAAAAUGUAAAUGGAGGGAUGAGAAAUGCAUUGUACUCCGAAUUGUCCCAUUAUCCCAGUUACACCGAGAAGAUUGCACUACUGCUAGUUUUUUUGCAGUUGUUCAGUAUUCUCUAUGUAACAGUUGACAAUUUGGAGUACACUGCAUUUUCAUCCCUCAAUUGAGGUAGGUUUUCCGAGUUAUAUCAAUCAAAUUUAUUUAUAAAGCCCUUCUUAGAUCAGCUGAUGUCACAAAGUGCUGUACGGAAACUCAGCCUAAAACCCCAAACAGCAAGCAAUGCAGGUGUAGAAGCACGGUGGCUGGGAAAAACUCCCUUGAAAGGCCAGAACCUAGGAAGAAACCUAGAGAGGAACCAGGCUGUGAGGGGUGGUCAGUCCUCUUCUGGCUGUGCCGGGUGGAGAUUAUAACAGAACAUGGCCAAGAUGUUCAAAUGUUCAUAGAUGACCAGCAGGGUCAAAUAAUACUAAUCACAGGGGUUGUAGAGGGUGCAACAGGUCAGCACCUCAGGAGUAAAUAUCAGUUGGCUAUUCAGAGUAUCUCUACCGUUCCUGCUGUCUCUAGAGAGUUGAAACAGCAGGUCUGGGACAAGGUAGCACGCCCGGUGAACAGGUCAGGGUUCCAUAGCUGCAGGCAGAAAAGUUGAAAUUGGAGCAGCAGCACGUCCACGUGGACUGGGGCAGCAAGGAGUCAUCAGGCCAGGUAGUCCUGAGGCAUGGUCCUAGGGCUCAGGUCUUCUGAAAGAGAGAAAUAGAGAGAGCAUACUUAAAUUCACACAGGACACAGGAUAAGACAGGAGAAAUACUCCAGAUAUAACAGACUGACCCUAGCCCCCCAACACAAACUAUUGCGGCAUAAAUACUGGAGACAGCUCUGCAGUAUCUUAAUCUAAACAGAAAGGCUGUCUGACCCUAGUGCAGCUGUAAGCAAGCUGGUUGAAUCUGCUGGCUACAUCAACAUUAACUAGUGGUAGUACAGUAUCAGCCUGCUAGCUGGUAGUCUAUCUGCCAGGAGUCCCGGACCAAGCCAUUUUUAUGUGUGUUGCAGUGGUUGUGACUUAUGCGGGCUAGCAUCCCUCCCUAUCAAUGAAUUGUAACUUAUCCUUCCCUUGUUUUUCUAUUCACAAAGGUUGGCAAAAAGUUGUGGGACCAAAAUUUGUUUUCUGUGCAUGGAUGGAAAGCCAAUGCGCAGGUUUUCCUGACAUGACCCUCCAGCAUGACAAUACCACCACGCACAGAACGAGCAGUAUGACUGAUUUCCUGCAAGACAGGAAUGCCAGUGUUCUGCCAUGGCCAGCGAAGAGAUCUUGAGGGCUAGGGCCAGCUGAAGAGACCUUGGAUUGCUAGCUGAAGAGACACAUGGAUUGCACCCUAGACCACCAGUAAGUCAUAGCCUAGUUGAAAGGAGAUGUCUAUUUUGGUACUUGGUUCUUUCACAUCUAGACCUCAACUUUCCGUAGUUAAGACAGACAUUUGCUGAUGUCUUUUUAGCUUAAGGAAUUAUUACAUCAACUUUGAUACUGGCUCCCACCAAUACCAAUGUUGACAUGACCAAUUAUUAACUUUGAUUGGAUUUUUGUGGUGGCUGUUUUUUGUGAUAAAUCAAUGUUAUUGUGGAUGUUUAUCCCUAUUCUGUCUGGCCUUUAGUGUCUGUUCUGCAGGGGUACCAGCGCACGCCCAGACAACACCGGAAUGGACAUCACCGCACGCUGCACACUGGGUGAUCCCAACAAGCUCCCAGAGGGUGUGCCCCAGCCGGCACGCAUGCCCUAUGUGUCUGACAAGCACCCUCGCCAGACAUUAGAGGUCAUCAAUCUGCUACGCAAGCACAGAGAACUGUGUGAUGUCGUGUUGGUGGUCGGCGCCAAAAAGAUCUAUGCCCACAGAGUGAUCCUUUCGGCCUGCAGCCCUUACUUCAGGGCCAUGUUCACAGGCGAGCUGGCCGAGAGCCGUCAGACAGAGGUUGUGAUCCGGGACAUUGAUGAGCGGGCCAUGGAGCUGCUCAUUGACUUUGCCUACACUUCGCAGGUUACCGUUGAGGAAGGCAAUGUGCAGACAUUGCUGCCCGCCGCUUGUCUGUUACAGCUGGCCGAGAUUCAGGAGGCUUGCUGCGAGUUCCUCAAGCGCCAGUUGGACCCCUCAAAUUGCCUGGGUAUCCGUGCCUUUGCUGACACCCACUCUUGCCGCGAGCUGCUGCGGAUAGCUGACAAGUUUACACAGCACAACUUUCAAGAGGUGAUGGAGAGUGAGGAGUUCAUGCUGCUUCCAGCCAACCAGCUGAUAGAUAUAAUCUCCAGUGACGAACUGAAUGUGCGAAGUGAGGAGCAGGUUUUCAACGCAGUCAUGGCCUGGGUCAAGUACAGCAUUCAGGAGCGCCGGCCACAGCUGCCGCAGGUCCUCCAGCAUGUUCGUCUUCCUCUUCUGAGCCCAAAAUUCCUGGUGGGAACGGUAGGAUCAGACCCCCUCAUCAAAAGUGAUGAGGAGUGCAGAGACCUGGUUGAUGAGGCAAAGAAUUACCUGCUCUUGCCCCAAGAGCGCCCUCUAAUGCAAGGGCCAAGAACACGCCCUCGGAAGCCCAUCCGGUGUGGGGAAGUGCUGUUUGCAGUUGGCGGGUGGUGCAGUGGGGAUGCCAUCUCCAGUGUCGAACGAUACGACCCACAGACCAAUGAGUGGCGCAUGGUGGCUUCCAUGAGUAAGAGGCGCUGUGGAGUGGGUGUCAGCGUCCUUGACGAUCUUCUCUAUGCUGUUGGCGGCCAUGACGGGUCCUCAUAUCUCAACAGUGUGGAGAGGUAUGACCCCAAGACAAAUCAGUGGAGUAGUGAUGUAGCUCCCACAAGCACAUGCAGGACCAGUGUGGGUGUGGCUGUCCUGGGAGGGUAUCUGUAUGCAGUAGGGGGCCAAGAUGGAGUAUCCUGCCUCAACAUUGUUGAAAGAUAUGACCCCAAGGAGAACAAAUGGACGCGCGUGGCCUCGAUGAGCACCAGGCGCCUGGGUGUAGCCGUGGCUGUACUGGGGGGCUUCCUCUAUGCAGUGGGAGGUUCAGAUGGCACGUCCCCUCUCAAUACAGUAGAAAGGUACAACCCCCAGGAGAACCGCUGGCACACCGUCUCUCCCAUGGGCACCAGGAGAAAACACCUGGGCUGUGCAGUGUACCAGGACAUGAUCUACUCCGUAGGAGGCCGGGACGACACCACCGAGCUGAGCAGUGCUGAGCGCUACAACCCCAGGACCAACCAGUGGUCAGCUGUUGUAGCCAUGACUUCAAGACGUAGUGGGGUUGGACUAGCAGUGGUAAAUGGCCAGUUAAUGGCUGUGGGUGGCUUUGACGGGACAACGUAUCUCAAAACAAUAGAGGUCUAUGAUCCUGACGCUAACACAUGGAGGCUCUAUGGUGGAAUGAACUAUAGGCGACUUGGAGGAGGGGUUGGUGUUAUCAAAAUGACUCACUGUGAAUCACACAUAUGGUAGCACCUCCAGGUCAAAGGCCUCACCGUCGCAUGUGCCUCCGAAAGAAACAUUGUUUAUCAUGCAAGGAACGAAGUCUAUAUUAACUGUAACACAGCCAUGUUAUUGGCAAGCCAAGGAAAUGUCUUGUGACUACAAGCUUUACUGUUCCUGUGUCAAGUCUGGAAGGCUUAUCUUGGAGCCUACGGUUCAUCUCUCUUCUGUACUUCCUGUAUUAUGACUUGACUGGCCAAGGCCAAGAGGAACUAACUCUGAAUAGAUCAAUCACAUGAACUAUUGUUUGACAUCAUGGGGGGAAAACCCUUCAUUUCCUCUUUUUCGGUUACUGAAAUGAAUACUGCAGCCGCACUUUAAGAUACAGUUCAGAUUUUUGCUGUGGUACCGGUUAUACUAUACCAAUGUUUAGUUUCCUUUGAAAUAUUAAAUGGGGCAUGAAGAAGAAUCUUCAAAGAGAACUGAAGGUGCAGGAUGUGGUCUCACUGCUUCCCUUGAUCCUCGUUGUGAAAAGUGGAUGAACUUGUUAGGCAGUUGUUUAAAUCUAUAAAUGAAAUGCACUGUGAUAAUUUCUUGUUGUUGCGGUUUUUAUUAGUUUGACACACUGAGCAUAACCUGGAGUUCUACGUUCACAACUGGGGUCAAUUGUUGGUACGGUGGCACUUACACAAUAUUACAACUGUUUCAUACAAGAUUGUUGCCCAUUUAAGGCUGACAAUGGAUAUACAUUUUUUUGGAGCAACUUUUUUUAACCUUUAUAGGACACAUUUGAGACAGUCUUGCACUUUAAUCGAGGAAUUAGUUGCAUUGCGGUUCAUCUAACACACAGUAAGGAAUAAUGAACUGGUUAAUGUAUUAUGCACCCCUUCAUUGGUGACCAUGCAAAACAGAUGGACAUUCAGUAAUAUGCUUAGACAUUUUUUUAAUUAUGUAAACCCUGAUGAAUCUAAUGUUACUGCUAUUGAGCAAAAUAUACAAUCAUGCAUUUUACAAUCAUGCAAACUCAACCCCUGUAGAUAUGUUAUCACCCAAAUGUGUCAGAUUAUGCAAGUAAUUAUUAGCCUGACCAAAUAUUUUGAAGAGUAAUGUAUCCCUUUGGCUGUGUUCAGAGCCCAAUUCUGAUUUUUUUUUCUUCUAAUUGGUCUUUUGACCAAUCACAUCAGAUAUGUUUAAGAGCUAACCAGUGGCUGCAUCUACACAGGCAGCCCAAUUGUUUUCCACAAAUUGGUCUAUUAACCAAUCAAGUCAACUGUGAAAAGCUCUGAUUGGUAAAAAUACCAAUAACUGGAAAAAAAUAUCAGAAUUGGACUGCCGUUGUAAACGCAGCCUUUCAAAAGUAUGGAACCGUUGAGGGCAAAUGUAUGGGUGCUUUAUUUCUCCCCUAUUAGAUGACGUGGAAUUGUCUGUACUGACAAAAUACCCCAUGCUGUUAAUAAAAACACUUUAUUUCAAA
Oncorhynchus nerka (sockeye salmon) is the source of this 6036-nucleotide messenger RNA. Its product is annotated as kelch-like protein 20. Gene Ontology annotation, molecular function: protein binding. The record is from RefSeq and is a predicted model, not a curated record. NCBI's taxonomy places the organism in Eukaryota, Metazoa, Chordata, Actinopteri, Salmoniformes, Salmonidae. The coding region runs from base 2817 to 4592 and encodes 591 amino acids. The transcript is spliced from 10 exons.